AUGUUCACAAAUUAUCAUCGUCAUUUAUAUUUAUUAACAAUUAUCGUUAUUUUUCUUGUACUUCUUCCGAUAGUCAAUUGUACAAGUCAUCAUAUGAAGGAAACAUCGAUUGGAUAUAGAAUGCGACCAACAACAAUAAUAAAAGAUCAUUUAAAUAAUAUAUUAGAACAAGAAAAUUUAAAUAAUAAUUCUGAAGAAGAACUCAAAAAUCUUCUUGCUAAUAUGUUAAAAGUUUAUCCACAACGUCGUGCAGCAUUAUUUUAUGCUAUGCGAGGAAAACGAUCAACUAACAUUACUUAA
This is a messenger RNA of Rotaria sp. Silwood1, 300 nucleotides long. Lineage: Eukaryota; Metazoa; Rotifera; Eurotatoria; Philodinida; Philodinidae. The record is from the annotation of a GenBank genome assembly.